Molecule: messenger RNA, 759 nt
Organism: Mandrillus leucophaeus (drill)
Lineage: Eukaryota; Metazoa; Chordata; Mammalia; Primates; Cercopithecidae
Exons: 3
Coding region: 108-659 (183 amino acids)
Biological process (GO): stress fiber assembly; cell motility
Molecular function (GO): actin binding
Source: RefSeq, a predicted model, not a curated record
GUGCCUCUCCUGGGCUUGAAAUUGAGGAACUGAGGAGGCGGUGGUGGCGAGAGUCAGUCUUUCAGAGCACAGGAUGGAACAAGAACUCCAGCCACUGACUCUGUCUCAUGUAUCUGCAAGGGCCGAGGAGAUUAAUGACCCAAGGAGGCUAUGAUAUGGUCCAAAAACUUUUCCUGGAUUUUUUCCGUAGGCGGCUGAGCCAGAGGCCAACUGCGGAAGAACUGGAACAGAGGAACAUUUUGAAACCUCGGAAUGAACAAGAGGAACAGGAGGAGAAGAGAGAGAUCAAGAGGAGGCUAACCCGAAAGCUCAGCCAAAGGCCCACCGUGGAAGAGCUUCGGGAAAGAAAGAUCCUCAUCCGCUUCAGUGACUACGUGGAGGUGGCUGACGCUCAGGACUAUGACCGCAGGGCAGAUAAGCCGUGGACCCGCCUCACCGCUGCAGACAAAGUGAGCAGAGGGGAGUGCUGGAGAGUGGGAGGCAAGAUCAUCUGCUGGGUGUCUCGCCGGGCUCACCGCUGGGGAGUGUGUAGGGAGACCCGCAGCCAGGCCUCAGCUGCAGUCCCCGUAAUGGAGUGUUGGGACCCCAACACCUUUCCCCAGGGGCCACAGAUAAUCUGCAGAAAGGCUGCUGAAUCGAAGAAAACACAAGGCACAUAAUACUGUGCCCAUUUUACAGGAGGAGGAGCAGCAGCCUAGGAGGCUGUGCCCAGAGAACGAGAAUAGCACUGGAUAGGCGUAGACAGGUGAAGGCAUGAGG